UUCAUUCCACUGGCAACAUUAGGCACCUGAUUGUUUGUUCGGCAGAGUUCGGCUUUGGGUGCAGCCGCUUUGUGAAUUUGUUUUUGUUUUAAUUAAAGUAAUAGUGAGUGAUAACGGUGUAACACUUUUUGUAAAAUGAUCUAACCACCGUGCAAUGUCUUUUACACAGCGUGAUUGCGUGCAGUGUUUGUGAAAAGCAGUCGCUUCCGCCAUGACGAUGGCUCUCUUGAUCGGGAAGUAUUCCAUGAUUCCUGUAUACGUUUUAUGUAUCGCGCUCUGCUAUCCUGUUUCGGGUGAAUCCGACCCAGUCCGUCACAUACAGAAUGUAACAGCCAAAGGGGACUACGGGAAAGAGGCCGUCCUCACAUGCCUUAUCAGCAAGCUGGAGAAGCCGGACGUCCAAUGGAUCAUCGAAGGGAAAGCCGAGCCCAUAAUCUAUGAGGAAGUGGCUGAAGCAACAACUGCUACGGUUCCUGUUACAGGGGUCGCCGGUGAGAACAAUAUGACUGAGACUGAAAAUUAUACGGCUACAACUGCGAUCAUGAGUGAAUUGACAACUGUGUUGCCAUCUACUACGGUUUCUGACGACGGGUUUAUCACUAAGAACAAUGUGACUGUAAAUUAUGCGACAACAACUGAAGUUAUAACAUCUACAGAGCCAACUACGGUUAAUGGCGACGGAACCGCGGAAACAACAGUAAAAUACGCAACCGAGAUCAAAAACCAGUCUUAUAUCCUGAAAAUCGCGAACGCCACAGAAGAUGACGCCAGAAACUAUACCUGCAUGGUCCUAGGGGAAUCCAGGACUGAAUACUUGAAUCUAAGCUUCCCUGGGAAACCAGUUUCCAUGAAAUCUGAUCCUAAGGCGGACUCUAAUAACAUCGUGCAGUUUACCUUACCGGCGGAUAAGAAUAAGACGCUGACGCUGACAUGCGAGUUCGAGGUCUACGACCAAACUGAGAUCGAAUGGAUACUACAACGAUACAACGAAGAAGACAUCCCUUUAAAUGGGACUACGACCAAAAACAUGAAACAACUCAUCAGCACUUACAGUACACAGAUAUCAAAAGAAUCAUUCAAUAUCCAAAAUGGCACGCAUAUAUGUCGAGUUUGGGAUUCCCAUGGAUACAAAAAUCUAACCACUAGAAUACAUGUUAAAAUCAUUGCUCAGCCCGUGGUCACAAUAACAUUUGCUAAGCCUGUCAGCUCUUCGUCAAUCUAUUUAAACUGGACGGUAAAACAAUACAAUUCUGACAUUAAAAGAUACGAAUUGACAUAUAAAAAUACUACGGACACUGAAAGGCACUUCAGUCCUACGUCUAUCAAUAAAACGGCAAAUUUCUAUGUCCUGGAUGGAUUAGCGAAAAACACCACGUAUGAGUUAAAACUGAAAGUAGAAACUGGUGCUGGGAGCAAUCAUGAUGAAGUCUCCAAUCUGACCACAUUGCCGAAAGACCCUGACUUCGUUCCCAAUAUUUCCAUCAAUGGAUUCACGGCACGUUCGAUGACUAUUGGUCUGAGUGCCCCACCAAGUGACAUAGCCGAGUACGUACAUUAUUAUCAGCUGGAGGUGUGGAAGAAAAUCGACAAAAAUAACACAACAGAGAACGCAGUUCAUAUUAGAGACGACAGGAACUUACCGUACAUGUUUAACAACCUCGAUCCGCACACAACCUACGUUUUUAGGGCGAAAGCAUGCUUUGAAUACGGCGGCAACUACAACUGCUGUGGGAACUGGUCGAAGGAAAUGGAGGCGUUGACUAUGGACGGGAUACCCAACGAGCCCAACAACUCCGUCAUCUACUGCGACUUCUCGGUGGAGCAGGGGUACUACAUGAACCUCACGUGGGAGCAGCCCACCAGACCCAAUGCCGAGAUUAAGGGAUACAUGAUGGAGGUGACGGGCAACUCGACUUAUAUCGACCGGUUCGGCAAACUGAAGGUGGACACAUUCGGACCGCUCACCAAAUUGUUCACCAACGAGACGUUUCUUGCUAGGGUUCCAGAUCUGAAGCCCAACAUGAACUACACGGUGCGAUUGAUGGCGAUGACACGGUCCCGUCGCCGGGGACAGGAGAAAGUGGUCAACUGCACCACGGGCCGAGGCCCACCCGACUUCCCACCACGACCAAGCUGGCGCAAGGUUGAAGAGAAAAAGGGGGAUACUUCUGAAUAUUCACUCAGAGUACGAGUUCCCCGUGUUCCAGAGCGAAACGGACCCAUUUGUUGCUACAGGGUAUACCUUGUGCGUCUACCUAAGGGCAAGGGCUGGAUCUCCACCAACCCUCAGGACCUGCCCCUCAUCACGUGGGCCGACGCGCACGCCGCCAACUCCGACUACGAGGAGGGAGCCUACGUCACUGACAUAUUCAACCACGAAAAUUUCCCUAAAGUCGAGCUGAUACUCGGCGACAAUAUAAGUGUGAUCAUGCCACGUCAAGACGGCAACAACACAUGUAGGCGCUGCUUCGAGCGGCCACUGAGAAAAGAACCCCCUACGACUGCGAAGAUUGCUACAGUCACCGCUGAUGCCGAUUAUGACGACAAGACAACGGAAGUAGCGAAGACUAAGAGAUCUUUGGAUACCAGAGAGGAUCAAUUAAUCACGCCGACAGACGGGAAAUUGGACCCAUCAGUGAACUACACGCUCUUCGUUGAGUUAAUACCCGGCACUGAAGACCCGUCCCUGUACAGUAGUUACACAAAUGCACUCAACACGGCCAUACCGCCGCAGAUUAUUGCCGCCAACAACAUGGAAACUGCGCUACAGAUAUGCUGCGGUGUAGCUGCUCUACUCCUAUUGGCUACGAUUAUCUUCUGCAUCGUCCACACGCGGCGCGCGCGCAAGCAGCCGCUGCGGCACGCGCAUGUCGAGCUCAACCCCAUACAGGCCGCGCUCAGGUACGUGGUGGGGCACAUCGGCGGGCGCACGCCGCUGGUGUCGGCGCCGCCGCCCGACAUGCCGCCCGUCGCGCUGGAGGACCUCGCCGCCGCCUACGCCGAGCGCCAGGCCGACUCCGACUACGGCUUCCAGAAGGAGUUCGAGCUGCUACAAAUGCUCCCCGAAUGCUACCCGGACCGCACCACACACGCCUCCGAAGCGCGCGAGAACCAACCCAAGAACCGCUACCCUGACAUCAAGGCCUACGACCAGACGAGGGUCAAGCUCUCCCAGAUAGAUGGCAUCACUGGCUCGGACUAUAUCAACGCGAACUAUGUCAUGGGAUACAAGGAGCACAAGCAAUUCAUUUGCGCACAAGGCCCCACAGACACCACCGUCAAUGACUUCUGGCGUAUGAUCUGGGAGCACGGGCUGGAGCUCAUCGUGAUGCUCACCAACUUGGAAGAGUACAGCAAGGUGAAAUGCUCCAAAUACUGGCCGGAUGAAGACCGUGGCUCGCGGGCCUUCGGCGCUAUCACUGUGCACCACGUUUCCGAAAAACGAUACUCUGAUUACAUAGUGAGAGAGUUGAAAAUCGUAAAGCAGGCCACCAACUCUGAAGGCCAGCCGAUCGUGGAGAACAACGGCGUCGCCAAGAGAAACGGAGAUUGCAAAGACCCAGAAAGCGGGAGCGCACCCACAUCUCCACGAGAAGUAAAAGACAACACCCGCAUCGUGCGGCAGUACCACUUCCUCAUGUGGAAAGACUUCGCUGCGCCCGAGCAUCCGCAGUCCAUACUCAAGUUUAUCAAGCGUAUGAACGAAGCGUGGUCGCACCUAAUGGGCCGGCCAGUAGUGGUGCACUGCUCGGCCGGCGUGGGCCGCACGGGCACGCUGGUGGCGCUGGACUGCCUGCUGGAGCAGCUGCGCACCACGCGCCGGGCGGCCGUGUUCACCACCGUGGCCGAGCUCCGCCGCCAGAGGAACUUCCUGGUGCAGUCGCUGAAACAAUACGUGUUCGUCUACCGAGCGCUAGUCGAGUACGCGCACUACGGCGACACAGAGAUCCCGGCAUCGCGGCUCAAGUCCAGCAUCGAUCGUUUGAGGAAUACGGCAGAGGGCGCUGAUAAGUGCCUCAUGGAGCACGAGUUCGAGAAAAUGAUGAACCCGCCAGUAACGGAACCACUAAAAUCCUGCUCAGCGGGCUCUGUAGAAGAAGCCCGGGCCAAGAAUCGAAGCCCAGAAUACCUACCCUAUGACCGCAACCGCGUCAUAUUGGCCCCAGCGCCGCCUCUGCACUAUUCCACCUACAUCAACGCGUCUUUCAUUGAAGCAUAUGACAAUUCAGAAGGCUUCAUAAUCACGCAAGACCCGCUCCCGAACACCAUCGUGGACUUCUGGCGGAUGGUGUCCGAACACAACGUCUCUACUAUCGUUAUGUUAAGUGAACUGGGUGAAGGCAAGUGCCCGCGCUACUGGGACGACGGCACCGCGCAAUACGAGCACAUCUCCGUACAGUAUGAAGAGAGCGAAUCUUGCCCGUACUACACGAGGCGGCAGUUCCGGGUCACUAACAACAAGAGCGGCGACGUGAUGGUGGUUCGGCAGCUGCAGUACCAGGGCUGGCCCACGGCGCCCGGCCACGUGCCCGAGGUCACGCGCGGCCUGGCCGAGCUGGCCGACGCCGCGCGCCCGCCGCCUCCACCCGCCGCCGCCGCCGCGCAGCCCGAGCCCGCCAUGCUGCUGCACUGCCAAUACGGCACAGAACGGUCGGCGCUGUUCGCGGCGCUCUGCAUUCUGAUCGCGCAGCUGCGCAACGAGCGGCGAGUCGACGUGGCCGCCACCGCGCGCAAGGUGCGCUCGCAGCGCGCCGGCACCAUCAAUACCUUCUUGCAAUACGAAUUCCUCCACCGUGCCAUACUCAACUACGCGGAGCUGCACAACCUACUAGAAGACAGUUAAACUUUCUUCCACACGCCUUUAGCGCAAAUGGACUUUAUCCCAUGCACGGUAGGCUCAAUUUUACCUGCACACCUUAUGUGGGCAACGACGCUCAAACUUUUGUAACGAAAAUACCGUAUUUAUUCUACGAUAUUUUACCUGUGGUAUACUCGAGCGUAUGUUGAUUGUUAUGUGAGACGGCACUAGUGAGCAUGUGAACGAGUGAGCGAAAAGGAAACUCAUAGUCUCAGUGCGUUUUUGUAUUAUGUUCAUUCGGUUGUAAAAAUAUCUACGUUUCUUGCGUGAAAAACAUUACAAUUCACGCCUAUGAGUUUGACUAACAAAAGGUGAACCAAGUAUUAACGUGGCAACACUAAACGCCGUAUUAAUGUGUAUUUUUGACGAAUAGUGUUGCUAUGUCCUAAUUGUAAGUCAAAUUGUGAUUUUUUUAUGAUGUGGAUUGAUCUAUUUCCUUUUAAAUAUGCACAGGAGCAAGGUAUACAAUAUUUAAGAAAGUCUUUUAUAUGUAUAAAUUGCAAUUUUGCUUGUGUUUAGGUGCUUAUUCGUCGUUCCCUGUGACGUUCGCAUUUGCCUUUUGCUCACGAAUUUAUUUUUAUUUUAGAAACCAUGUUUAUUUCUAUUUUAUUACGUUUAAUCUAUGUACAAAUCAGUGAUCACUAGGUUUUGUAUCUCAGUAUAUGUUUAUAAUGUAGUUAUUAGAUAGGUUAUGAAAAAGCUGCUUUUUUACUGAAUAUUUUGACAUGAUAGUUAACAAUUUUGAAAUGGAAUGAUAAUUUAUUAUUUAAUUAGAAUACCACAUGGUAUGUUUAGUUUCUGUACAGGUCAUUAUAGACAGUUGGCGUACAGCCUUCAUAUCUUUAGUCUACAAUAGAUACCUGGUCCCGUGCGUUCGAAUAACUUUUUUCAAGUUUUUAUUUAGUAUCAUCUGUCUGUCUAUAAUUAAAUGUUGAAAGUUUUGGAGCCACUGCCCGGUUUCCGAUCUAGCUGAAAUUUAACAUACAUACAUAUUUAAAUGCUUGUGGACCCCGAGCGAUAGUAACUAAUGAUCGUAAAUAAUCUUGUACCAAAAUGACAUGUUUUGACAGACUUUUUAUAUUUUUUACUAUCGAAAAUAAAACGUCCAUAAAAUGGAUAUUUUUCCCAAAAUUUGAGAUCAUUAUUUGAACGCACAUGUAAUUAUAGUAAUCAUUUUAUCCAACUAUAGUAGAUCUGUCACUUUAAUAUUAGGCUUUUGUAUAGUUUUCGGUAUUGUAACAUACCGGAAACGAAAUCGUGUCCAAAGAGUAAGUAGGAGUUAGAAUGCCGAGAGAUAAAGUAAAUUUAAAAUAUUUAUUUUAGCAUCGAAUGAUAACGCAUUUGUAUCAUUUAAAGUUAUUCAACUCGUGUACAGUCGUAUUCAGAAUUGUUUAAUAUUUUGGAGGUGAUUGUACUAUCGCGUAUGGCAUUAAAUGUGAAAGGUUUUCUAAAAACCGCAGAUUUCAGAAUUAAGGCCGGUUUCGCAAAGAACCCCAAGCACAAAAAUAAAGGUGCGUGCAUACUGUCUCUCAAUGUAUAAGAAAAUAUAUGGAAAUACUGGUAAUGUAAAUAAAUUAAAAUACUCAACCUAAAAUUAAAUAGCAGUUAAUAUAGAAAAUUACAGUGUUAUCGUAUCGCUCCCAGUGUGCACAAUCCUUAUCCAUGCAACAAUUUUGAACUCUUUAUAUCUAUGAUUUUUACGUAUUUUUUUACACUUAUACAAGACUCGUUUUGUCUUGUGACAUGUAUGACUGUCUGUAUUUUUAUGUAGAAUAAGCGACGUAAUUAGAUUUUGUAUGAGCUAAAUAAAAUAUACACUAUGUUAAUAUUUUUUACCAAAUAAAAUCGGUGGAUGUGAUAUCAUGCUGCCUGAUACUCCACACUAUUUCACUAUAAUAAGAAAAUAUAUAAAAAUAUUUUAUUUUUCAAAAAUCAAUAGCUGUAAGUAAAACCCCUAAAAUUUCUAAACAAAUUUUUCCUACCUUAAAGAAAUUAUAGUGAAAUAUAUCAUACUGUUUGCAUUCGAAACCGCAAUUGCGCAAGAAAAAUAUACGUAUUGCACAUAAAUUGCAAGAGGAUUCUAUUAAUUUCUCAUUAAGGAACUUCCUUUCUUUUACUUUUUAUUUUGUUGGUUUGUGGACGCCUAGUUUUGCCAAUGCAAAAUCCGACCAUAUCUAUAAAGUUGUUCGUUUUCAAGCUGUCCCUUACGACCAAUUCAUGGUCUAUUGUAAGUAAAACCGCACGUGCUACUUAAAAGGUUCGGUCACUCCAACCGGUUGUUGAAUUACACCUCCUAUGGAAAUUGCAAUAGUAUUAAAUUCAAAAUGAACUCAUGGAAAAAAUACCUUGCGAGACUGUGUAGUCCCUCUAUGGUUACUGAGUGCCGGCAAGUCGAACGCUAUAGGCCAGUCUAAAAUGUGUCCUCGAGGUGUGUGACAAAGGCGCGUUAUCGGAGAGCGCACUUACACUGGUCUUUUGAGUGUUGGACUAGCCCGCGCUCAAGUUACAAUAGAAUUAUACGCCAAUGACCGAACCUUUUUUGAUGCAGGUAAGUAGCAGGUGCGGUUUUACUUACAAUAUACAAAGAGUUAGCCAUAAGGGCCAGCUUGAAAAUUAACGAUUAUACAUAUGUCUGGAUUGGCUGUACGAUUUAUGUCUGUAUAGUAACAACUACUAGUUACUUCAGAGACAUUUCAUUGAAUCACUAAGCGUCAUUGUGAACCUUGUCGGAAUUGCCGAAGGUUGACAUUGGGGUGUAGUCUCGCGCGUCAGUUGACGUCUUUGGCCAGUAUCCUGGGACAGUGAGCAUAUGAGCAUCAAAUAGAUAGUGACAGAUAAACUGGCCAAAUUAUUUUGCAACCACCUUCCUUACCAUAGGAAUAAGGAUGUGUUUCACUUUGGCGGUCACGAUUUAUUUGAUGGUGGCCUAACUGGACUAGUUGGAUUCUAUAUUUCUUUAACCUGACCGCCACAGUCGGCUGUGGCCGUCAUCGGCAAGUCUUGCCAAGGACGGCCACAGCCGACAUGCAAUAUGGCUUUACGCGGGAUUCUGUAAAGUUCAAUUUCGCUUAAAAAAUCGCCGGCGUCCGAGGCACGGCAUAUUCCGUCGCCGUCUGGCGUUCAAAAGGUUAAUUUACCCCAAAAUGGUCGUCUUUAAAAUGUCCACGUUGCCUUGAGGAAAUCGCUUUCGAAUGCAAGCGUAGUUCACAUCCAACCGAUAACUUCCUGUAGAGGGCUUGCCGCAUUCCACUGUAGAUUAAGGCUGAACAACGAGGCUAUUGGUUAUUCAUUUGUGGCUUUCCAUCGCAGAGCCUUAUGCAUCAUGUGCAAUAAGCACGUUUCCAUCUUAAAUUCCAACAAGAUUUCCGAUAGAAACUUGCAACCCCUCAGGUGUUGCAGGUGUCCAUGGGCGGCGGUAAUCGCUUACCAUCAGGUGAUCCGUCUGCUCGUUUGCCUUCUAUAUUAAAAAAAAAAAAGAAUCGUCCUUAAUACAGAUGAAGUAUAAGGACCCUUCUGUGAUGGAAAGCCACAUUUAGACCUUCACUACUAUAGUUAUAAGAGCCUGUCUAUACUUUUUUUUACAUGUCAAUGUUUUAACUAUACCUAUACUCUGUAUUUUUAGGUAUUUAAAUAAAAGUAAAAUUUUCGGGUAGUUAAAACAUUGUGACAGAACCGCCUGGAUCUGUGACUGAACGACCUGACUUUAACCUACAUUAUUUGAUCUUGUAAUGUUUUCAUCUACCCUCAACUGGUUUAAGUAGCUAUUUGAGGGUAGAUUUUGUUUACUUUUAUUUAAAUACCUAAAGAUACAGAGUUAUAAUGUAGACCUAUAUUUUUUUAUUACUAUGAAUGGUAAUGUUGGUUACAACUAGUCUAGGUUAGAAGUGUAAAUCUAAAGAGCUCAGUUUUAUCAUAAAAGUAUUCUGUAUAAGGUGUCAUUGUUCAGCGUUGGAGGUGAUGGAGACCGAAUCAAAGCAGAGAAUUACAAUAGUUAUAUUUAAUGUUAACAGAAGGCUAGUUGAGAAAAGUGAUUUAAUCUAUACACAUGUAGAAGCUUAUAUAGUCGCGUACAGCGCCACACUAUGGAUUGUUUAUGAACUAUUGCAUACAUUGAUAUGGCUAAGCUUAGAGAGCAAGUACACAAGUUUUCGGUAGAUGUCACCUUAAAGAGGUUAAUUAGUUACAUUUCAUAGGUGGUGCCACCUACCGACGAUAGAGAGACUUAAUCUAUCUAGAUUAGGUAAGUAGGUAUUUAAGUAUGGUAAUACCUAAACUUGUUAAGAUAGGUCUUAACAGUCAUAGAUUUUUUUCACUUCUCUGCUCGUAAAAUUGACAUAAGUCGCGUGUAAAUUGCCUCGGAUAACAUUUUAUGCCCUAGUUGUAUAAUCUACUAUUUAUUGUUAGAUUCUAAAACCACCGCCAUCAAUUUUGUUAAGAUAUCUUUACUGAGCUGUUCCCAUUGGUAAAGGGUGAUAAAUUAUAUCCAGUUGCUACCAGUAAGGGCAUAAAGUGACCUAUUUCAUCCGAGGCAAUUUAUCAACAUAGGUUAGGAUAAAAUGGGUAUUCAUGCCAAGUUAUGUACUCUGCUUUUCACUUCGAUUGCAAGGAAAAUAUACAAAAAUAUCCAGUAUUUAAGGUUUUUUUAAGUCUAGGGGCGUAAUAGAAGAUUUUACUUUAUGCUCUAGAGCACAAAACGCAAAUUUAUGCCGCUUACACGCGACUAAAAUACCAACUUUACGAGCAUAAAAAGUGAGCAAUAAUUUUAUGUUAACAGCAAGCUAGGAUUUUAUCACUGGAAUCUUAAAAAUCGAGUAUAAUUUGACUAAUGUGAGGAAAGGACACCAAAGACUAGUUUUUACCAACAUUAUGGUGCUCCCACAUUGGCUGUUAUAAAAUGGUAUACAACUGUGGCAGGGACAUCAUGAUGGUAUUGAUAGUAAUUUAUUAUGUGGUCCCUGUCACACGAUGUUAUAUAUCAUUUUACAAUAGGGAAUAUUACGCGAAACUCUGCGUAGAGGUGGCGCCCCCUACCACACCACCUACCACAAUCCAUCACAAUUUGAGGGUCUACCACGGAACAAGAAAAACGCAAUUUGUUUUCUAACCUCUACGACUCAUAGGAGCAUAGCAUAUUUAAGCUAUAAAGAGGCAGAUGACUAAAUUUCGCCUUUCCCGGUAGGCCCUUUGUAAACAAACCGCCUUGAUGCAUCAAUGCCAUAUUUUAUUAUCUGUGAAAACUUGUCAAAACACAGUUUAACCUUUUGAACGCCACGCCUACCGCAUGCGGCGCGUAAUCGUGAACCUUUUCGGUACGCAUGAAGGUUGAUAUUGGGCUGUAGCCGCGAGCGUCUUUGGCGGUCAAAAGGUUAAGGCACAGUAUGUAUAAGUUAUUCUAUUUACGAUAGCUGCUAGGGCUACACUCUGGCGGGAUAACAUUGCAGUAAUACUCCCAAUUGCAAAUGUGGGAACACAAUUAUUAUAUGAUUUGUAUUUAACGGCCUACAACUCAAACGAUCUCCUGAAUGUGUUCAGUAUUAAGAUUGGGAAUGCGCGAGCCCCACGACUGAGGUUUAGCUUUUUGUAACGAUGUAACACGUAGGAAUGUUAUGACUUUUUUAUAAAACAACUCUAGUGUAAGUUAGAUUAGUACGGAUCGGAGACUAACCGUUGCGAGGUGGGGCGAGUUGAAUGGUGCAAUGUUCCUUUCACAUUUGACUCUGGAAAUGUUAACACUUUGAGUGCCUGGAAUCCGCGCGGGUCCUCUGUUCGUAAUCGCUUUCCUCUACUAAGCGGGAAAACGCUGGGAUCGGCUAAGAGCGUAGUGCUAUGAAAACGUUAGCAGUAAAUGCGGUAAAUCUGCUAUGAAAUAACGGCAAUGUCACCAUAAACAUCAAUCUUCUAUGAAAAUGUGAUGGUUAUGGUAUUAACUAACUAACUGCUUUGGCUCAGCGAUCCAAAAAGAAUCUUGGCCUCCGAAACGAGAGAACGCCACCUGUCCCGCUCCAGCGCGGUUUCCUGCCAUGAAUUGGCAUUCAGCCGACGCAGGUCCGCCUCCACGACAUCACACCAGCGGCACCUGGGGCGCCCGAUCGGACGACGGCCGAUUGGUCGCCCCAAGUACGCUUCCUUGACUACGCGAUCCUUCCCCAUUCUGAGUAGGUGACCGAGCCAGCGAAGUCUGUGGGAUUUAGUUACGCCUAUGAUAUUGGGCUCAGCCACCAACUCUUCGAUCUCGGCGUUUUUCCGGAUCCUCCAGGAGCCGUCGUCACUUCGGACAGGUCCCAGGAUCUUCCUGAGCACUUUUCUUUCCGCUAUCAGGAGCUGACUUUCCUCUUUUUGAGUUAGUGUCCAGGCCUCACAGCCGUACAUGAGAAUAGGCCGAAUGACGAUGAUGAUGAUGAUGGUUAUGGUAUUGCCAAAUUAUUUUACAACGGAUUUAACCCUUUACAAGGCAUAAGGGUGUCAGAUAUUAUGCAAUAACAAACCCUAUCACUUUGAAAUUAAGCUCAAAAUCAUGUGAAAAAAAUGUUCCCUGUGUUAUGUUAUAAAGGCUUAAGCAACGUGGCAGGGCUCGACAACUCUGGACUGGACUGGCUGGAAAUACUUGGCUGUCAUAAUUUGUAAUCGCGGCCGGCAAAACGUCCCACUUUAUCGCUUGCCAUAAUGAUGAAAUUUGCUUGUAUCUUUAUACGAAUAACAUGACAAUGCGUCCUUAUGGUAAGCGAUAAUGUGGGACGUUUGUUCGGCCGCGGUCACUUUCGAUCAUCCGGCUAGAAACCCUCUUUAAAUAAGACAAAUAUUUUUAUUAUUUUUAGCUGAAAAUAAAUGUAUCAUAUAUAUGUAUCAUAUCAUAUAUUGGAGAGAGAAAUUGCGAGAAAUUUCAGUAUCACUAAGGAAAAAUAAAAUAAGAAGCCAGUGUCUGUACAAACUGGCGUUCCUCCAAUAUUCAGCACGAUAACGGAAGUUGAGCUAUUUUGACCAGAGGUCUAAGGACUGCGUCUCACAUUUUGCUUAAUGAGAGAGUGAGACGCAAUGACAUUGGACACAGGUGGAAUAGCACCCUAAGCACUGUACAAAAUGGAUGGAGCUGAAACCUGCUUCAAAAUAACUCAACUUCCGUUCAAUAGAUGGCGCUGCGGAACCCGAAACCAGGGGUCUAAGCGCCCAACGAAAUGGAUGAAACUGAGACCUGUUGCGGUACUAACGCCGUCUGGCCUUUGCCUGUCUGUCAUUGACAAUUAACCGUACAUUACUGGUCAAACAAGUAAACAGUGACGCUAUGUAUCCUCGUUACUUACUGUCUCUGAAAUUUGGUGGAAUAGACGCCUGGCAAUAGCUUGAAUAUUGGAGGAACGGAAUGUACAAACGUGGCCAAUCUUCUUGUUUAAUGUAAAUUUAGUCUAAAUUUGAAGCCUAUUGGUCCACUUGACUCGCCCCACGGCAACGGUGACAAGCCCCUGUGGGGGCGCAAAAUUUUAAUUUUAACCAUAAUUUGAACAAUUCGAGCUCAGACCGCUUGUAGUAGACGCGCUUUUUAACGUGUAAGCUAUAUUUUUAAUUGAACACACUACGAGCUAGUAACGUCAGUCAUUAAUUUUUGAAACGCUUGUCCAUAUAAUCAUCUAAGGGUGCUAUUCCAUCUGGCCAAUAUCUUGGUCCAACGUGCAUUGCGUCUCUCUCUCCUUAAGCAAAAUGUGAGAUACAAAUACACAUUGGACCAAGAUAUUGGACAGAUGGAAUACCACCCUAAUGAAGGCAACUCAUAAGUCGUUUGAGGUAAAGGUUUGCUUCAGAAGAAAAAAUAUCGUAGCGGUUAUUAAGGUAAUUUUGAACCUUAUCGUUACUUAGAAUUCUCGACGCUAAUUAUUCGAUUAAACUUGUUACAUUGUGAACAAAAAAAUUGAAAAUAAUUUUACCCGAAGGACGGUUGACCGAACAGACAAAAUACGACAUAUUACUUUUAUAGAAGUGUGUUCAAUUAAAAAAUGUUGCCUAAAUGAAAUAAAUAUUACUACCUGAAAGGAACGGACUAUGUUAAUUAUAGUUAGUCUUAUAAUAUGUGUAGUAAAUAUAUACUCAAUUACAUCGUGAACUCAUUUUACUAAGAAAGUCUAAAUAAGUGCCAUAACUGUGAACACUUUUUCUGCUACCAUAUCUUGCUACACAUAUUAUAAGACAAACAAAUACAAAAAAAUAUAAUUAUGUAUGCUUCGGAUGUAAAUAUACUGCUAAGUAUUAUAUCGACCCUGAUAUUGUAUGUUUUUAUUUAAUUUUUGUACCUAAGCAUUGGCGGUUGUAAAACUGGAAAUAUUAAUUUUAUUGUGUUUUUAUUUUUGUAAAUAUAUAAUGCAGGUCAUGUAACAAUAUUUUUGAAAAUAUACCAUUAUUUAGA
Cydia pomonella (codling moth) is the source of this 13250-nucleotide messenger RNA. It is a transcript of the gene Ptp69D, whose product is annotated as tyrosine-protein phosphatase 69D. Bases 212 to 4843 code for a protein of 1543 amino acids. The transcript has 29 exons. Gene Ontology annotation, biological process: protein dephosphorylation. The record is from RefSeq and is a predicted model, not a curated record. Gene Ontology annotation, molecular function: protein tyrosine phosphatase activity; protein binding. NCBI's taxonomy places the organism in Eukaryota, Metazoa, Arthropoda, Insecta, Lepidoptera, Tortricidae.